CCGAACACCCUCCUCUCGAUCCCACCCCCCGUCCACACUCGCCGAGAGACAAGGGAACGAAUGCGUUCUUGAGAGAAGCUUUCUCUUCUCCGCCGGGGCCGAAGGGCGGUCAUGGAGGCCAGCAAUCCAGCCCCGCCGAAGCUUGGGUACCAUCUCGAGAUCAAUCCCACGGCUCCGGCAGCUCACCAUCCAAAGCCACAGUCUUCAUCGUCGAGGGAUUUCCAGCCCUUUGGGAGAUGGAUCCCUUGGCUUGUACCCUCCUUCGUUGUCGCCAAUGUCGUCCUCUUCGUCAUCACAAUGUAUGUCAAUGACUGCCCUGAGAAUUCCCCUUCAUGCUUUGCUGGAUUCCUUGGCAGGUUCUCCUUUCAGCCUCUCAAAGAGAACCCUCUCAUUGGCCCUUCCUCCUCCGCGCUUGAGAAGAUGGGGGGUUUAGAUGUUCAGAAAGUGGUUGGUGAGCAUCAAGGUUGGCGCCUAGUUGUUUGCAUUUGGCUACAUGCUGGUGUUGUCCAUAUAUUUGCCAAUAUGUUGAGUCUUCUAUUUAUUGGAAUUCGUCUUGAACAAGAAUUUGGAUUUGUGAGAAUUGGGCUAUUGUAUGUCAUCUCCGGGUUUGGUGGGAGCUUGAUGUCUUCUCUCUUUAGUCAGACAACCAUAGGAGUUGGUGCUUCUGGCGCUCUUUUUGGAUUACUAGGAGGCAUGCUUUCAGAACUUAUAAUGAAUUGGACAAUAUAUGCAAAUAAGCUUGCAGCAUUGUUGACCCUUAUUCUUGUUAUAGCCAUUAACUUGGCUGUUGGAAUCCUCCCCCAUGUCGACAACUUUGCUCAUAUUGGAGGAUUUGUUUCAGGAUUUCUUCUUGGGUUUGUAAUUUUGAUCCGUCCUCAAUUUGGAUGGGUUAGUAAGAAGCACACUCCUCUUGGUUAUCCUGCUGGUCCAGUUAAGCGCAAACACAAGAUUUAUCAGUAUAUCUUGUGGAUAUUUGCUGCCAUCCUGCUUACUUUCGGGUUCACAGUUGCGCUUAUUAUGCUUUUCAGAGGCUUCAAUGCAAAUGACCAUUGCUCAUGGUGCCACUAUUUGACCUGCAUCCCAACCUCAAAAUGGAGCUGCAAGCCAAAAGUCCAUUAUUGCACAACAAUUCAGAGUGCAACACAAUUGAACUUAACUUGUCAAGGUAAUGGAAAAACCCAAAGUUACUCAUUAUCUAACGCAACCGAAAUCCAGAUACAAGAUCUCUGCCGCUUACUCUGCACCUGAUGAAAAUUCCUGGUUCCUUUCUCAUCUUUAUGUUUGAAUAGAACCACACAAGCUUUACAAGCUUUUCUUGUCAUGUUUUGUGCUUCAAUGAAUUAUAAUUCACAUUGGUUUCCUUAUCAGAGUUCCUGUAAAGAAAAAAAAAAAAA
Molecule: messenger RNA, 1394 nt
Organism: Dioscorea cayenensis subsp. rotundata (Guinea yam)
Lineage: Eukaryota; Viridiplantae; Streptophyta; Magnoliopsida; Dioscoreales; Dioscoreaceae
Product: RHOMBOID-like protein 1
Exons: 6
Coding region: 112-1248 (378 amino acids)
Biological process (GO): proteolysis
Cellular component (GO): membrane
Molecular function (GO): serine-type endopeptidase activity
Source: RefSeq, a predicted model, not a curated record